AGACGAAGGACUAACCAAUCACAUUGAAGCAGUUCGAGUACUAACAACAAUAACACAACCUGGCAUGAUAUCUGUGAAGCAGGCCACAGUUACAGGAGAGUAAAAGUGUGAGGUUGCCAUGGAAACUGAGGGUAAGGUGAUCACAUGCAGGGCAGCAGUUGCCUGGGAACCAGGAAAACCUCUGUCCAUUGAGGAAGUGCAGGUUGCUGCACCAAAAGCCCAUGAAGUACGCAUUAAGAUAGCAGCAUCGGGAGUAUGCCACUCAGAUUGGUCUUACCUGUAUGAGGCUGAUAAAAUGAGUCCCCGGCCUUUUCCUUUGAUCCUGGGACAUGAGGGGGCUGGAGUGGUGGAGAGUGUUGGACCAGGUGUCACAAAAUUGUCCAAAGGAGAUAAAGUUAUUCCUCUGUUCCUGCCACAGUGUGGACAAUGUGAACGCUGCAUGAGUCCAAAGACAAACCUCUGCCCUAAAAACUGGCAGAAUACUCAACAAGGUGUUCUCGCAGAUGGGACCAGCAGGAUCACUUGUAGGAAUCAACAGGUUUAUCAGUUUAUUGGUAUCAGCACUUUCUCUGAAUACACUGUUGUGCCAGAGGACAAUGUCACCAAGAUUCAUCCAGAUGCUCCACUGGACAAAGUUUGUCUGUUGGGCUGUGGGGUCUCUACAGGAUAUGGGGCAGCAGUUAACACAGGCAAAGUAGAAGCUGGUUCUAUGUGUGCUGUGUUUGGUUUGGGAGCUGUUGGGCUGGCAGUUGUCAUGGGAUGCAAGGCUGCUGGUGCUGCACGGAUUAUUGCCAUAGACAUAAAUCCAAAUAAAUUUGAGAUUGCCAAGACAUUUGGAGCAACUGAGUUUGUGAACCCGAAAGACCACAGUAAACCCAUUCAGGAGGUGCUGAGAGAGUUGACUAAUGGUGGUGUUGACUUUUCUCUUGAAUGUGUGGGGAAUGUGGCUGUUAUGAGGGCUGCUUUGGAAGCGUGCACUCCUGCUGGGGGAAUCUGUGUGAUUGUAGGCUGGAAUGAGGUGGAGGAACUUAGUCUGGUCCCUUUGGACCUUCUGCUUGGAAGAACUUUGAAAGGCACUUAUUUUGGAGGUUGGAAGAGUGUUGAGGCAGUGCCCAGGCUGGUACAGAAGUACAUGAGUGGUCAAAUUCUGCUGGAUGAGUUUGUGACACACAGACUGACUCUAGAUCAAGUUAACCAAGCUUUUGAUCUAAUGGUCAGUGGGAAAAGUAUUCGCACUGUGAUCAAGAUGUGACAUGGAGGUGGCCCAUCUUCUCCAAACAAAGCAGUGUUCAAUAUAAAAAAAACAGGGUCCCAUAUAUACCUCUCUGCAGCCAAAAAAG
Messenger RNA from Paramisgurnus dabryanus, 1340 nucleotides. RefSeq names its product alcohol dehydrogenase 5-like (gene adh5l). Gene Ontology annotation, biological process: formaldehyde catabolic process. The record is from RefSeq and is a predicted model, not a curated record. NCBI's taxonomy places the organism in Eukaryota, Metazoa, Chordata, Actinopteri, Cypriniformes, Cobitidae. Gene Ontology annotation, molecular function: zinc ion binding; alcohol dehydrogenase (NAD+) activity; S-(hydroxymethyl)glutathione dehydrogenase [NAD(P)+] activity. Gene Ontology annotation, cellular component: cytosol.